Hyphopichia burtonii NRRL Y-1933 is the source of this 1249-nucleotide messenger RNA. RefSeq lists its product as uncharacterized. NCBI's taxonomy places the organism in Eukaryota, Fungi, Ascomycota, Pichiomycetes, Serinales, Debaryomycetaceae. The coding region runs from base 53 to 1213 and encodes 386 amino acids. The transcript has a single exon. The record is from RefSeq and is a predicted model, not a curated record.
ACUUGAUUUAACAAAUAGACUUCACAAGCUCUUCUUAUAUGGUGAUAUCAGGAUGUCCUGUGGAAGCUUGUUGGUUGAACGAUCCAAAAAAAUAGCUAGAAUAAAAGAGAUUGAUAAUGAAAACGAAGAAAGAAAGAGUUUGAUCCGGUUGGCGAUAUUCAAAGUUGCAUUAUUGAAUCAGAUUCCAGUUGGUGGUGAAGAAGCUAUCACCCGGGCAGCUAGUCCAUUUGAAGCCAACAAGACCAUCACCGAAAAGAAUCCAGAGUAUGAGGUGCUUAUAAGUAAGUUGAAACAACAAUUUUCUACCAAAGAAAAAUUACACGAAUCCAAAAUCGAUUCGUUGAACGCAGAGAUCACCAAAUUGAAGGAAGAGUUGAAGAAAGGUAAAGAGCCAAAUAAGUAUUCUUUGGGAAACAGGUUACCCAAAUUGCUGGGUAAGCUUAAAACAAGUCUUAGAAGUACGAUACAUGAUGAUGCCAAUAGUAUUCUAUCACCCAUAAGGGUAAAACAGCCAGUAGAAACAUUGAUUGGAAAACCGGUGAAGGGAGAGUUAUUCAGCUUAAAUGAAGGGAUCAAAGACAUUCUUCCACCCGAAAAGGACGUCGAGAGUUCAGCAAAGUCAACUUAUAUGAAAACUUUUGACUCUUCAUCCGAAUCUCCUCUGGGGACUCCAGGACUUGAACCCGACUUCACCAAGAACAAGAACAAAAAUAAAAGAAACGAAGAAGAUCCAAAGCCAAAGGAUAAUGCCGACAUCAGCGGUGAUCUCGAAGCUCCCGAGGCCAAUUCUACUUCUUUACUACACUCAUUUGCUAAUAACAGUGACCAUCCUUCCGAUAACGAAACUUUUGCCAGUGCCCAAAUGAACGUUUCGUCUGGAAAGUCCUCUAGAAAAUCUUCCGAUAAACGUCCAACUGAUCCACCUCCAUCCCACGGAAAGAAAAAAAGGAAACUUCAAAUUUUAAAGGCAAACGCAUCCAAAAUUCAAGUCUCCUCCUCUCUGGCCGCUAGCCAAGCAAGUCAAAUGAAUGAGGAACUUCAGUUAGAAGACGAUAUAAACUCAUUGAACUAUUAUCAUGAUGACAAUUUCAAAAAUGACCCUACUAGUCCUCAAGUGACAAAAGACACUACUGUCACGGCUGACACCACCACCGUGUUCAACCAGCUGCAACUGCAGAAGAAAAAGAAGAAGAACGUCUUCAAAAUAGACUAAUAUACCCUUUAUAUUCCACUAAAUACCGUAGAACAC